Saprolegnia diclina VS20 is the source of this 1176-nucleotide messenger RNA. RefSeq lists its product as hypothetical. Gene Ontology annotation, molecular function: cysteine-type endopeptidase activity. The record is from RefSeq and is a predicted model, not a curated record. Lineage: Eukaryota; Oomycota; Saprolegniomycetes; Saprolegniales; Saprolegniaceae. The transcript has a single exon. Gene Ontology annotation, cellular component: lysosome. The coding region runs from base 1 to 1176 and encodes 391 amino acids.
AUGACCGACGGCGAGCGCAAUGCCCUCGUAAAGGAGCUCGCGGCGUGGAAGGUGAGCGCGGCCGGGGAGCGUGCAGCCGCCCACCGCCUUUUGCCUCCGUCACCGCUACUCGCAAGCCUUAACAGCGACCAAAAACUUGAUGAGGAGCUCACGCGCUUUGCAGCCACCAAGAAGACCGUCGCAGCUCUCAACGCCGCGCACCCACACGCGACGUUUUCGAUGGACAACCGCUUUGCGCUGCUGACGUCCGACGAGUUUCGCACGUACGCCCAAGGCGCGCUGCCCAAGCAAAUUAUGACGCGGCAGCUGCGCGCCGAGCAUUCGCAGCUCACUUUAGCGCAGUUGGCGGCCUCCGACGUUGACUGGACGACCACGCGUUGCAUGCCUGCGGUCCGUGACCAGGGCCAGUGCGGGAGCUGCUGGGCCAUCUCGGCUACCGGCGCCGCCGAGAUGGCGCACUGCCUCGCCACGGGCAAGCUCCUCAACCUUGCCGAGCAGCAGCUCGUGAGCUGCGCCAAUGACGCAGGCUACGGCUGCAACGGCGGCUGGCCUCGCCAAGCGCUCGACUACAUUGCGACGACUGGUCUCUGCGAUUCGAGCGACUACCCGUACACAGCGUCCGAUGCCGCCUGCAACACAACCUGCAGCAAGAUCAAGCUCCAGAUCGGCGCUACUGUCAAUAUCCAAGGCGAGCGCGCGCUUCAGGCCGCGAUCGACAUGCAACCCGUCGUCGUGACGGUCGAAGCCGGCAACGACAUUUGGCGCAACUACAAGAGCGACGUCGUGACAAUGUGCCCCGGGGCAGCGUCCGACCACGCCGUCGUGGCAGUGGGGUACGGCAGCAGCAACGGCACGGCACACUACAAGCUUCGCAACUCGUGGGGAGAAUAUUGGGGCGACCACGGCUACAUCUACCUCGAGCGCGGCGUCGGUGGCAAAGGCAUGUGCAACGUCGCCGACCAGUGCUCGUAUCCGACCAUGGUGGCCGGCAAACCGACACCGAGUAACCCAGUGGUGGCGCCGACAACGACAACGGUACCGACAACAGCACCGCUGGCACCGACAUCGACACCGCCGGCACCGACACCGCACCGGACGACCAUGCACCCAACCGCCAAGCACCCGCACACAAAACACGGGCAGAGUCGCACUAUCCGUCCGUCAACUGACUACUAA